Molecule: messenger RNA, 1524 nt
Organism: Ascochyta rabiei
Lineage: Eukaryota; Fungi; Ascomycota; Dothideomycetes; Pleosporales; Didymellaceae
Exons: 3
Coding region: 1-1524 (507 amino acids)
Biological process (GO): rRNA processing; negative regulation of transcription by RNA polymerase II
Cellular component (GO): nucleolus
Molecular function (GO): DNA binding
Source: RefSeq, a predicted model, not a curated record
AUGGUCUCCUUCUCGUGCGAAAACUGCGGUGAUGUGCUCACCAAGAAAAAGCUGGACCCGCAUAGAAACCAGUGCUAUGGCGCAUCUUACACCUGCCUCGACUGCAUGGUGCACUUCCCAGGUACCAGCUACAGAACCCAUACGGCCUGCAUAACGGAAGACCAAAAAUACCAGGGCAAACUGUACAAGGAGAAGAAGCCCAAGGGCCAACAGCAGAAGCGCGACAACGACUACCAAAACAACUCACAGGCCCUUACUUCUCACAACGCCUAUGUCGAGGAUGCGUCUGGAGCAGACAAUGCUGUUGCGCUCGUCGAUGCGCCCCCUCGCGCCCCCACUCCGCCGCCCACCGCUCAUUCUCUUGGAUAUCAUGAGCAGGCUGCCCUGCCGCCAGUGAACGUCUUCGACUUCCUUGACAACUCCGCAACACCAAACACCCGCCGAACUGAAUCGCACAUGAUCGAAGACAGCGCACCGCCAGCGUAUGCAGAAACACCCAUGCCUGCAAUCGCAGAUGUCAUGUCCUUCCAGCUGCCAGACGAUGCGUCUUUCGUCCAGCCUAGGUUUGCAUACGGCGAUGAGCCUGUUCGACCGUCAAACGAGCGAUUCGAUUCGUACACCACACCAGCCCCCAAAUCCAAGAAGUCAAAAAAGGACAAGGACGUCGAGACGACUUCCAAGAAGAGCGAACGCAAGCGCAAGCGCUCGCCUGCAGAGCUCGACAUGUCGCUCGUGCGUGCUCAGGACGAGAAAGAUACAAUGAUGGAAGACGCACCUCCCGUGCUUCAUUCUGGCCUCACUGGCGGACUCAACAGACUGCUUGCCCGACCAGAGCUCCCGCCUUCGCCCGACGACUCCGGAGACUUUGCCAACUCCCCACUGAGUCCCAUGAAGCGCGCCAAGCAGGGUACAUCGAAAGCGUUGAUGCGCGCGCAGAGAGACUGGGAGAUCCAGCAGCAGAAAGAGAAGAAGGCGGAUAUCAAGGAAGAGAGGGAGCGCCAGAAGGGCGAGAAGAAAGGAGACAAGAAGGAAAAGAAGGAGAAAGAGAGGGGUCGUGAGAAGGAGCGUAAGGAGCGCAAAGCUAGCACAGCACUUGUCAAGAUCAGACCGAAGAAGAGGAAGGACGAGUCCACCCAGGUCAGACGUCGUCGCCAGUACUCUUCGUCGGUGUCGCCCGCGCCACGAGAGCGUAAGCCCAAGGCCAUUGAGUACAGUCGAUCGACCUCGGGCUCGCCGGCUCCAGAUGGCAACGGCCAGCUUGUGGUACGUCCUCAAGCUGGUGAGCUUGCUCUGCCCAUCAGCACGCGGGCUGAGUUGUUCAUGUCUUUCAUCAACAAGGGUCCCGAAUCUGAGCGAGGCGUGAGCGUCAACAAAGCUCUAAAGAGGUAUCACCGCGAGCGCCACGAACGACGAGAAGACGAUCUGCACAAAGCAGACGACGAGAAGGAGCUCUGGAAAGACAUGCGCCUUAGGAAGAAUGACAGAGGCGAGAUUGUCCUUUUCUUCGCCCCCGAGUCGUCCUGA